Molecule: messenger RNA, 3147 nt
Organism: Cryptomeria japonica (Japanese cedar)
Lineage: Eukaryota; Viridiplantae; Streptophyta; Pinopsida; Cupressales; Cupressaceae
Exons: 23
Coding region: 76-2913 (945 amino acids)
Biological process (GO): endocytic recycling; protein transport; retrograde transport, endosome to Golgi
Cellular component (GO): endosome; retromer, cargo-selective complex
Source: RefSeq, a predicted model, not a curated record
CUUUCAUUGCGUUGUUUCCCCAAUUUGCGUUCCAAUCUAAAUAUUUGGAGGCGGGGGAAACGAAAAGGAGAUACAAUGGAAUUCAGGUUGCGGAUGUCCAGAGAGGAAGAAAGCGCGUAUUGUCUUGGCAGGAAAGCAGCCAACAAUCACCCAUUACUCAAUUCCAGUGCUAGUUCUAUAACUCCCACUACCAUUAUCACCGGAGCUGCUUCCAAAUCUAAUUUCGCAGUUGACUCCUCUUUACAGUUUGAUGAUGCAGAAUCUGGGAAAAGGGUCUUCAUUGACCCUCUUAGUGAAUUUAUAUCGAAAUCUCCUCCUUCAGUUGCCAAGAAAUCAGAAAGGCUUUUGGAUAAGACAAUAAUACGAGGAGCCUCUGAUGAAGCUGUAGAAACUGCUUUGAAAGAAUGGAGUAUUUACAAGACACUCAUGAUGCAUAAGUAUACCUGUGCAAACACAAUUACUUUAUCUGCAACAUCUGAUUUCAUAGCCAAAAGCAUCAAAGCAGGAGGGAAAUCUUCAACAACUAUGCAUCUAGAAGAACUGGACAAUCCAGAGAAGAACGCAGAAGAAGAAGUUAAAAUUAUUUCACAACAAGAGUAUGUUAGGCGCCUGUGUGAGCUGAAUGAUGAAAUAGCUCAAGCUUGGCAACAAAAUGAACGUGUUAUUGCUCUCAGAUUGUCCAUUAAGGUUGCAAGGCUCUUGUCAGACACUUCAGUCCCUCAAUUUUAUCCCACCUUAUUUGUUUUGGUCACUGACAUAAUGGAUACAUUGGGAAGUCUGGUUUGGAAGCGCAUCAAAAUGAAGGCAGAAUUUGAUGACGAGGGAAAUUUGAUACGACCUUUACCACAAAACUUCACAUGCAAUGAUGUUCCAUAUGAGGCCAAAGACACAUGCAACAACUGGUUUUACAAGAUUGCUUCUAUCCAAGAACUUCUUCCACGCAUAUACCUUGAAAUGGCAAUUUUGCGUUGCUGGCACUUUCUUGAGGAAAAUCCAUUGCAUGUUUGCCAACGCUUAGCUAUGAUGAUUAGAGGCAUAGCAGAUCCUUUGUCAUCUGCAUUUGCUCGUUUAUACUUGGCGCGUGCUGCAAAAACAUUAAUUCCAUAUGAAACAGGAUUUUUGAUCACUAGUCUUGGUGACUAUACUGCAAUAUUUCAAAGGGUUCUUUCUGGGAAUCUAAGCAUCAAGUGGAUAAAAUCUUACAGUGAAAAGAAGAUGUAUGCUCGCUUGGUGCAACCUGUAAUUGAAUGGAUUGUAAAAUGCAUUUUCUAUCAUGCAGAUCAGGAGAAGACGAUUCAUCUUCUGAGAUGUUUUGGUAUUCAGAAAAAUGAUUGCAAUCAAAUUCAAAACAUUCAUCUACUUUCUGUUGGGGUGCAUUAUUUUCUGAAGCAGCUACCGGCAUCAGUUGUUAGUAAUUAUGCCAUGGUGCUACUUAAGCUUGUAGAAAACGCUGUGGACCAUUCAAUGGCCCAGUACAUGAAUUACAGGUUGCUUGGAUUCAAAUUAUGUGAGUGUGGACCUCCAAGAGAAUUUUGUCAUGCUAUCUUGAGUGAUGUGCUGGAGGUUAUCACACAAUAUUCAGAUCUAAAGGAGCAUUUGAUGGUUAUGGAUGUGUAUGUGGACUUCAUUCUUCAGAAUAGCAUGGAAAAUGAACUCGGCAUUGUUUUAGAUAAUAUUUUUGAUCACGUCAAAAGAACUGGGAUUAAUGAUACAGAGCUUGUGAGUUUAGAAUCAGUCAUUCUGAAGCUUAUUUCACAUUUCACUGACAUUACAUGCAUUCUUUCAUUGGAUCAUUUUGUGGACAUUUUGGAUGUUCUUUAUGGCAGCACACGUGUUUCUGUCUACAAGAAUAUUCUUAUUCAUAUCUCUAGGAAUAAUCAAACAGUUCAAGAUCCUGUUACAAGGAAGAUUCUCUUUGAUGUUUGCAAAGUUCUUCAUGAUUCAAUUGAUAGCUUGACCAGUGACGAUGAUUGUAGGCAGAUUGCCCAUCUUGUAACACGCUUUGUGCAGCUGGUUGAUUUUGCAGGAGAUUCAGAGAAACAUUUAUCUUUUCUUAUAGAUUGCCGUGCAACCUUUGGAAAAAUGGACCCGUUAAAGGAAGCCUUGUCACAUUCAAGCAAUUAUUUAGCUUCCAGAACAUCAAAAAUGGUAAAAGAAUAUCAUCAAAGGCAAGUCACUGAUUUUGUAAAAGCUUGUGUUUCCUUCAAUGAAGUUACCAUACCUUCUAUUAGAAGCAUUCUGAAGCGGUUACAUCUUUUUCUUGAAACUGCCGAGGUAGCAUUGCAGAAUGCACUUCUUUCACACACUGAAGGCCUACUGAAAACAGCAAUAAGCUGUUUGCAGGAGAUUCAAAAUAUAGAUGACCUCAAAGACAGAGAGUUGGGAGAAGGGAUUGUGGCAUUCAUUCAGAAAUUGUCAGCAUUCCUUAUUGUUCUUCCAGGGCACCCCACACAAGGAGCAUUUUAUCUGUUGAAAGGCCUCUUAACACUUUUGGACUCUCAACCAUGGUUGAUACCAGGAUUGACAAACAUCAGAGCAUUUUCUGCAAUUGUUUCUUUAACUGCGGCAUUAGCUCAGAAGGAGCUACCUUAUCAUGUUGGAAACAAAGAGGUUAUUAGCAAUGACGAGUUAUAUCACGGAGAAUCAUCCUACAAUGCAGAACUUGUGGCCAUUUCUAAUGUCUUAGUUCAAAAAAUCAUAGACAGCUUAAAUCAAGCACCCAACUCAUAUGCACGAGCAAAUCAAGCACUAGAUAUAUGCAACUUCUUACUCAUUUCCUUCAAGGCCAAUAGUGAAGUUGUAGAAUCUUGUACAAAUUUGAUUAAAAUUGCUGAAUCAUCAUCACAAGCAAAUACCAGAUAUUUACAAUUGACCACGGAAUUUUUAUAUAGAUGUACACAAUUCCAAAAGUGAAGACAAUAUAUUCAUUUGACUGUGAGAUAGCAUAGAAGCUAGAUUACUUGAUGGAAAUUCCAAUCACCAUAGUUUUUUUGUUGUUGAAAAAAUAGACUUAUAUCAAGAUCUAUACCGUGAUGAUUCUCUAAACAUCAUUGCUAUCUCUAGUUUUGGAAGUGAAGCAGCUUGACCAUAAACUUUGUUAACUUUGGCAAAAGCUAAAAUGACAUUAAUCUAAUAUAUCUUGUUCCA